This is a messenger RNA of Neolamprologus brichardi, 2095 nucleotides long. RefSeq names its product casein kinase I. Gene Ontology annotation, molecular function: protein kinase activity; ATP binding. Gene Ontology annotation, biological process: protein phosphorylation. NCBI's taxonomy places the organism in Eukaryota, Metazoa, Chordata, Actinopteri, Cichliformes, Cichlidae. The record is from RefSeq and is a predicted model, not a curated record.
GACAGACUCGAGCGGAGAACGGCCGUCGUACUGCCGGAGCAUCUCAGGGACUAUUAACAGGGAGUGCAGUCGACGACUGAGCUAAGAGCUGGGGGUAUGAGAGCCACCAGAAUCCGCUUCCAUCCUCCACUACCCGGGCUCUUGUCCGACUGACAACCAUCGGAUCAGAACCUCCACCAACCCAGCUCUCGGACGAACCUAAUAUCGGUGACAAGUUGGCAGCAUGGAGCUGAGAGUUGGGAACAAGUACCGGCUCGGGCGAAAGAUAGGGAGUGGUUCUUUUGGAGACAUUUACCUCGGUGCCAACAUCGCCACUGGUGAGGAGGUAGCCAUCAAGCUGGAAUGUGUGAAGACCAAACACCCACAGCUGCACAUUGAAAGCAAGUUCUACAAGAUGAUGCAAGGAGGAGUGGGCAUUCCAUCUAUAAAGUGGUGUGGCGCAGAGGGAGACUACAACGUGAUGGUGAUGGAGCUGCUCGGCCCUAGUCUGGAGGACCUCUUCAAUUUUUGCUCCCGCAAAUUCAGCCUAAAGACUGUCCUGCUUUUGGCUGACCAGAUGAUAAGUCGCAUUGAGUACAUCCAUUCCAAGAACUUCAUCCAUCGAGAUGUAAAGCCUGACAACUUCCUGAUGGGACUCGGCAAGAAAGGCAACUUGGUGUACAUCAUUGACUUUGGGCUGGCCAAGAAGUACCGUGAUGCCCGCACACACCAGCACAUUCCUUACCGGGAGAACAAGAACCUGACGGGCACAGCGCGCUACGCCUCCAUCAACACACAUCUUGGGAUCGAGCAGUCCAGACGUGAUGACCUGGAGUCUCUUGGCUACGUCCUCAUGUACUUCAACCUGGGGUCACUCCCGUGGCAGGGCCUCAAGGCUGCCACAAAGAGACAGAAAUAUGAACGGAUCAGCGAGAAGAAAAUGUCCACACCCAUUGAAGUUCUUUGCAAAGGAUACCCAUCGGAGUUCUCCACAUACCUGAACUUUUGCCGCUCACUCCGUUUUGAUGACAAACCAGACUACUCCUACCUUCGACAGCUCUUCAGGAAUCUGUUCCACCGACAGGGCUUCUCUUACGAUUAUGUCUUUGACUGGAACAUGCUCAAAUUUGGUGCCAGUCGGACAGCUGAGGAUGGGGAUAGGGAGAGGAGGACUGCGGAUGAGAGAGAUGAGCGGAUCGGAGGAGUCCCCAGGGGGUCUGCAUCGCGAGGCCUCCCUCCAGGUCCAAAUCCUGGAGCUCCCAACAGAGUCAGGAACGGCCCUGAGCAAGCCAUUUCUAACCCUGCCUCUCGGGUCCAGCAGUCUGGUAACACGUCACCACGUGCAAUUUCUCGUGCAGAGCGAGAGAGGAAGGUGAGCAUGCGGCUCCACCGUGGUGCUCCUGCCAACGUAUCAUCCUCUGACCUCACAGCCCGCCACGACCAAUCGAGAAUUUCUACGUCACAGGUCAGCGUGCCAUUUGAGCACAUGGGAAAAUAGAAUUUUCCAGCUCUGCAUGCAAGUAAAACUGACAGGGCUUCAAGGUAUAGUUGUUGCUACAGUUUAUUUUCCUUCAUUCUUACUUUGUUCUAAGAAAAGAUGAUUGCAAAUGGACACAUGGGUCUUUGGAAAAGGACAGUAACUCUUUCAGGAUCCAGGAAAAUACACGAUGGUAUCCAGCAAUUUUUUUUUUUUUUUUCCUGCUUCUUCCUUCCUUCUCCAUGAACCCUCUUUACUGAACCUUGGAUCAUCACUACCACAAUACAAAUGACAAAGCUGCACCUUGACAGUUGCUCAUACCUGCCCUCCUCUUCCUCAAAACAUUCCCUCAGCAUUCUGAAAAAUGUGAAGAACUGUUGGCAUCAAAGGAGCAGAAGAGUAUCCGGGACAUGCAUGUGUUUAAUCAAAGGUUGAUUAUAAGCUGACAUUAUUUUCCCCCCAAAAAUGUAUUUUUCAAUUUAGACACAGCAAAAACAUCUUUUGAUUUUCUUAAUGACAUUGGAGUACUUUCCUGUUCUUAAAGGGGGCCUCUUAUGCUCGUUUCCUGCUCCAUAUUUGAAUUCUUUGAGCCUACUAAUAGAAGUAGCUUUGCAUGAUUCACAGUUUAUAAUAAUCCAU